Messenger RNA from Ixodes scapularis (black-legged tick), 1852 nucleotides. RefSeq lists its product as uncharacterized. The transcript has a single exon. Bases 536 to 1516 code for a protein of 326 amino acids. The record is from RefSeq and is a predicted model, not a curated record. Lineage: Eukaryota; Metazoa; Arthropoda; Arachnida; Ixodida; Ixodidae.
UGACACCCAUCAUCGGAAGCUGCGUAAUCAAGGCCGGCAGCGCUGAACUUGGGCGACCAAUCAAGGGCAAGCCAAGAACACGAUCAGCAAGUGUCAGCAGUAUCGGCCUCGGCAGCGACUGAGACGCCACCAGCACGCUACACGCUACAAAAGAACCAGGCGCGGCAUCGACAGGCGCAGUCGGCGACGGGGCUAUCUGCAGGUCGGACGCUUACCACAUCACUUUGCAGAUUCUGACACCCAUCAUCGGAAGCUGCGUAAUCAAGGCCGGCAGCGCUGAACUUGGGCGACCAAUCAAGGGCAAGCCAAGAACACGAUCAGCAAGUGUCAGCAGUAUCGGCCUCGGCAGCGACUGAGACGCCACCAGCACGCUACACGCUACAAAAGAACCAGGCGCGGCAUCGACAGGCGCAGUCGGCGACGGGGCUAUCUGCAGGUCGGACGCUUACCACAUCACUUUGCAGGUAGGAAAAUACCAUAACCUUCUUUGAAGACCGGAGUCCCUGUCGCCGACUGCUGCCUAGCGUUUAUUGAGAUGACCAAAGCGAUAAAUGACGGCGAUCUGUGCUUUCACUGCAAAACAACUAUCGGCGAGGACGACGAUACUCUGAAAUGUAAUGAAUGCCAUCUUAGUUACCACCUCGGAACCUGUGCCGGUGUGACUGAGACCGCUCUUCGGGGGAAAAAGCCAGGUUUUGUAGAAACAUGGAAAUGCCAAACAUGUCGGGGGGCAAAGCCGAAAAUUCGGAGCAACGCGGGCGAUAAACUGUCUAAAGAAGAUAAGCAGGGUAAAGAAUCGCAGGACGUGCAAAGCCAACUGGCUCAUAUAAUGAGCAUGUUGACGGUGCUUGCACCACUGAAAGUCCAGGUUGAUGAGCUGGUAACCAUGAAAGACACGGUGAUGCAGAUUGAAAAGUCAGUUCAAAACAUGUCUGACCAAUACGACGAAGUGUUAAAAAAAAUGAAGGAACACGACAGUGAAAUCAAGAUUCUAAAGAAGAGGGUAAAUGAACUGGAAAACGAGCAAAAAAAUGACGAAACUGCCCAACUUAAGAGAGAGCUUAAUAAGCUGGAGCAAUACGGGCGAGCAAAUAAUCUUGAGGUGCACGGACUCGUUAAAACCUUGAAUGAAAACCUGCUGGACAAGCUCAAUGAAAUCGCUGAUCGAAUAGAAGUGCCAAAACUGACUAGAGAUAGUGUAGAGGCGGUCCACCGUCUUCCUGCCAAAUCAAACAAGACGCCCGUGGUAAUCGUCCGCUUUAUCAACCGAAACGAACGUAACGUGUGGCUUGAAAACAAGCAGAAGCUGAGAACUGGUGCAGGAGCAGAAAACGUUUACUUGCAAGAGAACAUGACCGCAUCAAACAGGAAGUUGUUCUAUGAUGCCAGGACGAAGGCCAAAAAUCUUGGUUACAAGUUCGCUUGGCACAAGGAGGGAUUAUCAUACGUAAGAAAGAAAGAAGGCGACCCAAGUAUCCGAAUCGAGCAUGACGAUGACCUUGUCAAAAUCGAAUAAGAUUAGAUCUUCUGUGGCUGUUCGUUGUUUUUUUUUUUUUUUUUUUUUUUUGCAAUGGCUAAUGACGCUUUUGUACUCCCGCAAAACCUGAAAGGCCACCUUGGUAAAGAAUAUAUCUCAAGUAUGACAUGCUUUCACCUAAAUGUACAGUCGGCCAAAAAUAAAGCUGUCGACCUUGAGUUACUUUUUAGUCAAUUUGAUUUUUUAUUCGAGGUUAUAAUGCUAUCUGAGACUUGGUAUACGGAUGAAGAGGAUGUCUUAAGAUUGCCUUUGUAUCGAUCCUUUUACAUUAAUCGUACAACUAAACGUGGUGGUGGUUUGUCUAUCCUAACAAAA